Limulus polyphemus (Atlantic horseshoe crab) is the source of this 383-nucleotide messenger RNA. RefSeq names its product keratin-associated protein 4-2-like. NCBI's taxonomy places the organism in Eukaryota, Metazoa, Arthropoda, Merostomata, Xiphosura, Limulidae. The record is from RefSeq and is a predicted model, not a curated record. The transcript has a single exon. The annotation marks the transcript as partial.
AUGGUCCUAUACAGACAACCAGACUGUGCUACGAACCCAUACAGACAACCAGACUGUGCUACGAACCUAUGCAGACAACCAGACUGUGCUACGGACUUAUACAGACAACCAGACUGUGCUACGAACCUAUACAGACAACCAGGCUGUGCUACGGACCUAUACAGACAACCAGGCUGUGCUACGGACCUAUACAGACAACCAGACUGUGCUACGGACUUAUACAGACAACCAGACUGUGCUACGAACCUAUACAGACAACCAGACUGUGCUACGAACCUAUACAGACAACCAGACUGUACUAUGGACCUAUACAGACGAGUUUGUGUAAAUAUUGACAGUCUUAUUGUUUUUAAUGCUUAUUAUUUCAGAAGUCGUAUAGUCCA